UUAGUGACAAAGCAAUCAUACUGCUCGGGGCACGAUGGAGUGCAAUCCCAACCAGAGGCGGACUGACCAUUUGGAAACUCGAGCACUGCCUGAGGGCCCGGGGUCAGUAAAGGGCCCCAUGAGAUGCCCCUGGUACCUUUUUCAUAGACUUUUUUGAGUUUGGGCAAGGACACAGGAGCCCCAUGAUCCCCUAUUGCCCGGGGGCCCCAUGAGUUGUCAGUCCGCCCCUGAUCCCAACACAAACAGUGACACAUAUACGUAGCAGGUUGUCCUCAAUUCACAAACUCACCAG
Molecule: messenger RNA, 292 nt
Organism: Staurois parvus
Lineage: Eukaryota; Metazoa; Chordata; Amphibia; Anura; Ranidae
Source: the annotation of a GenBank genome assembly